CAAGACCCCGACGGUGCCCGCGCUCGCGGCUGCAUCUUCGACCCGGUGCAGACGGGCUGGAUACCCGGUCGCUGCGUCGACAAGGAGCUGACGGAAGAGUUCAUCAACUCGCACCAGUGGGAGUGGUACGAGGACGAGCUGCUGACUCGGCCCACCACCCAAGAUACCGUGCUGCGCGGCUUUGGCACUCGCGACGCCUUCACUAUUGAUGACUACCACUACCGUCACUGCGAGUAUAUCAUGAAGGCCCUCAUCCGCAAUGUCAUCCGCCAGCCGCGUGCCAUAGGCUUCAAGGGUCUCCAUGAGGAACAUCUCGAGCACUGCCUGGACAGACUCAUCAAC
Messenger RNA from Colletotrichum navitas, 342 nucleotides. RefSeq lists its product as uncharacterized. The transcript has a single exon. The annotation marks the transcript as partial. The record is from RefSeq and is a predicted model, not a curated record. Lineage: Eukaryota; Fungi; Ascomycota; Sordariomycetes; Glomerellales; Glomerellaceae.